GUACGAUAUAAUCCCUGUUCCAAUAGCUACAGUCAGAGGAACUUUGAAAUUUUCUUUAACCGUUGGAUAUACGGAUAGUUACGGUUUCUAUUAUGUCGGCCUGCAGGUUGAUGGAAAUGGAAAUCUUGACGUACAGGUGCUGGGUCUAGUAAC
Molecule: messenger RNA, 153 nt
Organism: Pelobates cultripes (western spadefoot toad)
Lineage: Eukaryota; Metazoa; Chordata; Amphibia; Anura; Pelobatidae
Source: the annotation of a GenBank genome assembly